Brassica oleracea var. oleracea is the source of this 1469-nucleotide messenger RNA. Its product is annotated as plant intracellular Ras-group-related LRR protein 8. Gene Ontology annotation, molecular function: protein binding. The record is from RefSeq and is a predicted model, not a curated record. Lineage: Eukaryota; Viridiplantae; Streptophyta; Magnoliopsida; Brassicales; Brassicaceae. The coding region runs from base 120 to 1304 and encodes 394 amino acids. The transcript has 4 exons.
UCUCUUUUUCUUCCUCUCUAUUUCCUCUAAGCAUUCUCGCUUUGUGGGUUCUUCUUUGUGUAUACAAUUAUACAGAUAUAUAUAUAUAUAUAUAUAUAUGCACACACACAUAGGAAGAUAUGAUGGGUUACGAGCAGAUGAAUCAGAUGACAAUGACAACAACGGCGAUGAUGAAGAAUUUCAAUAAGAUGGGACCAAUCAAUACUCCACAUAAGAAAACGACUAGGAGAAGUGUAUCGGCCAUUGAUGGCGGUGCAGCUGCGACGGCUGGAGAAGGAGACUGUCGACGGAAUCUCAAGACUCUCGAUCUUAGCGGCAUGUCCUUGGCUUCCCUCUCAGCAUCUUCUAUCAACCUAGCUUCCAUCUCAAAACUCGAUCUCUCCAACAACAAUAUUCAGCAAAUUCCUGAAUCUCUAGUGGCGAGAAUGUUAAAUUUGUGGGCAUUAGAUUUGCACUCCAAUCAGCUCAAAACACUUCCCAACUCCAUUGGAUGUCUUUCCAAGCUUAAGGUUCUUAAUGUAUCCGGAAAUAAUCUACAGCAUCUCCCCAAAACUAUAGAAGAUUGCAGAUGGCUGGAAGAGCUGAACGCCAAUUUCAACGAACUGACCAUGCUUCCAGACACGAUAGGGUUCGAGCUAACGAAUCUAACGAAGCUCUCCGUGAACUCAAACAAGCUUGUCGUGUUACCAAGCUCCCUUAGCCACUUGACGUCGCUGCGUGUGCUCGACGCCAGACUUAAUCGCCUUGGCUCGCUCCCUGAUGAUCUAGAGAACCUCGUGAACCUUCAGGUCCUUAACGUUAGCCAGAACUUCCAGCACUUGAAGGAGUUACCUUACUCCGUUGGGUUGUUGAUAUCUCUCGUGGAGCUUGACGUUAGUUAUAACGGAAUUACGGUUUUACCGGACUCCAUAGGCUGUCUUCGCCGGAUUCAGAAGCUCUCCCUCGAGGGCAAUCCCCUCAUCUCUCCACCUUUUGAAGUGGUGGAGCAAGGUUUAGAAGCAGUGAAGCAGUACAUGAGCGAGAAGAUGACCGAGUCUUAUAAAGAAACCCCGAUGAAGAAAAAGUUGUGGGGCAUUGGUAAGAUGGUCAAGUACAAGACCUUUAACGGCCUGAGCUCAUCUCCGGGAAGGUCUCCAGGAAGAAGAACCGGCGGUGACCACCAUGGAAACGAGAGGGAAGGGUUCAUCAACGUCUCCGAUUACCGCCAAAUCGACGGAAUCGCUUCCCCGAGACAUGUGUCACUCUUCAACCCGAGACGCCUCUUGUCUCCAUUCUCUGCUUAUUUCUCUCCUCCGAGGUAUUAGCUAGGGUUACUUUUGUCUUUUUAUGUACAACAAACAGUCUUUUACUUUUACUUUUUUUUUUUUGCAUGCAACGUUGUUUCCUUGUAUUUUUUGUUUGUUCUUUUUCCCUGUAUUAUAGACUUUUGAGUGGCUUUUUACCGCUGGAACACAUUUGUAAAUCCUGAC